AGGUGACACCCCCUCCGCCCCGGCUGCUGUGCCACCGCGGUCCCCAGGGAUUCCGUGUUCCUGUGCGGUGCCCCUGCCUGAUGGCCGGGUCUGGAGUCAGCUCCGGGAGAAAAUCACGGUGCUCUUCAAAUCGGGGCAGACGGGGCAAACGGCAGCACCGGGCGCCAGAGCGGCCGCACGCUCCUGCUCUCGGGGGAUAAAAGCUGGGAAACACAUUUUCCCUCCACACCGCCUGCUUUGGAGGCCCGGAGGAGUUUAGUGAGCCCCCAUUCACCUUCAGCCCGCUUCCCUGGAGCCGGGGCCGGGCUCCCCCGGGAAGCCGCAGCCCGGGGCUGGUGCUGGGGGGAGCGAUGGGAUAUUGGCUGCAGGUGUCCUCAGCCUCCAGCAUCGCCCCUUCCCUCCCUCCCCGGUGGCUCUGCCGUGACUGGCGAAGGGCAGCGAGCUGCGGGUGGCUGGAGCAGGAGGGGCUGCACGGUGACAGGGAGAAGGUGCAGAGCCCCAGGGAGCAGCUGGAGCAGAGACACGGCCAUUACCUGCCCCAGCACCCCUGUCCAAGCCUGGGGGACACAUCCGGCGCCUGUCCUGACUGUGCCAGCACCCUGUGAGGAGCCCGUGGUACCACCAUGUCCCAGGCAGGAGAAGCUGAGGAGGCCUUUGAACACCGCGACGUGGUCAUCAACAGCCAGGACAAGGUUUCGGAUGUGUACACGCAGCUGGAGAAGCUGGGGGAGGGGAAAUUCGGGACUGUGUACAGGCUGCAGGAAAAGGCCACGGGCAGAAUCCGGGCUGGGAAAUACUUCCGGACGCGCACGGCCAAGGAGAGGCAGGCGGCGCGGGCCGAGGUGGAGCUGAUGAACCUCCUGCACCACCCACGCCUCGUGCAGUGCCUCGACGCCUUCCAGGAGCCCGCCCGGCUGGUGAUGGUGAUGGAGUACGUGGCAGGUGGGGAGCUCUUUGAGCGCAUCGUGGACGAUGACUUCGAGCACACGGAGCCCAGCAGCGCCCAGUACGUGCGGCAGAUCCUGCAGGGGCUGCAGUUCAUGCACGGCCAGGCCAUCGUCCACCUGGACCUCAAGCCUGAGAACAUCGUCUGCGUCAGCCCCGGCAGCCACUGGGUCAAGAUCAUCGACUUCGGCUUGGCACGGAGGCUGGCUCCAGACACCCCUGUGAAGGUGCUGCACGGCACCCCCGAGUUCAUGGCUCCAGAAGUGGUCGCCUUUGAGCCCGUGAGCCUCUCCACAGACAUGUGGAGUGUUGGCGUCAUCUGCUACAUCCUGCUGAGUGGGGAGUCACCCUUCCAGGGGGACAGUGACAUGGAGACGCUGAGCAACGUCACAGCUGCCCAGUGGGGCUUUGAGGAGGAGACCUUCUCAGAGAUCUCCCAGCAAGCCAAGGACUUCAUCAGCCAGCUGCUGCAGAAGGAGCCCUGCCGGCGGCUCCCCAGUGCAGGGGCUCUGCUGCACCCCUGGCUGCAGCUCCCCCAGCCCAGCAGCCCCAGGGUGCUGUCCAAGGAGAGGAUCAGGCAGUUCCUGGCACGGAGGAAAUGGCAGAAAACAGGCAAAGCCCUGCUGGCUCUCAAGAGGCUGACCCUGCUGUCCCAGAGCCCGGAGGGGAAGGGAUCAGAGGCUCAGGAUGAGGAAGGCCCGGAGAAGGAACAGCCCUCCAGAGCUCUGCCCCAACAAGGUGCCAACCCCUCGGAGCUGCUGCCAGACCAGGAGGAGGAGGAGGAGGAGGAUGGUGGGAGCACUGCAGCCUCAGGGCAGUGACAGCGUGGCCCCGUCACCCCCAUCCUGGACCACCUAGAGAUGGGGAUGGUGCCCCCUCCAGCAGCUCCCAGCGUGACCUGGCCAGCCUGGGGCAGAGCCAGCCCCCCCUGGGAGUGAGCUCUGGGGUCCCUGCCCUGCUGUCCCUGCCCGGUACCUGCCACCAAUAAAGCACUGACACUCUCUGCACUCUGUGCUGCUCCCAUUUCCCCCAAACUCGCUGGGCCAGCUAGGAAAGAGCUGCUCAAGCUGUGCCCACCCUUUGGGAGCUGGCAUCAGCCUCU
Motacilla alba alba is the source of this 2047-nucleotide messenger RNA. RefSeq names its product myosin light chain kinase, smooth muscle-like. Bases 624 to 1766 code for a protein of 380 amino acids. NCBI's taxonomy places the organism in Eukaryota, Metazoa, Chordata, Aves, Passeriformes, Motacillidae. The record is from RefSeq and is a predicted model, not a curated record. Gene Ontology annotation, molecular function: ATP binding; protein serine/threonine kinase activity. Gene Ontology annotation, biological process: positive regulation of apoptotic process; intracellular signal transduction; protein phosphorylation. Gene Ontology annotation, cellular component: nucleus; cytoplasm. The transcript is spliced from 11 exons.